GAGGCGGCGGGAGCCGAGCCCGAGCGGACCGAGCCGCGGCCGCAGCCGGGCGGCGGGCGCAGAGGAGAGCGGCGGCGGGCAGGCGGUCAGUCAGGCGACGGCGACGAUGCGGCGGCCCCGCUGAGCCCGCCAGCUCCGGGCGCCUGGGGCCGGCCGCGCGAGGCGGCCGGGGCUGGGCGGCAGCAUGCGGAGCGGCGAGGAGCUGGACGGCUUCGAGGGCGAGGCCUCGAGCACCUCCAUGAUCUCCGGCGCCAGCAGCCCGUACCAGCCCACCACCGAGCCGGUGAGCCAGCGCCGCGGGCUGGCCGGCCUGCGCUGCGACCCCGACUACCUGCGCAGCGCGCUAGGCUGCCUCAAGGUCGCCCAAGUGAUUUUGGCCCUGAUUGCAUUUAUCUGCAUAGAGACCAUCAUGGAGUGCUCCCCAUGUGAAGGCCUCUACUUUUUUGAGUUCGUGAGCUGCAGUGCGUUUGUGGUGACCGGAGUCUUGCUGAUUCUAUUCAGUCUCAACCUUCACAUGAGGAUCCCCCAGAUCAACUGGAACUUGACAGAUUUGGUCAACACUGGACUCAGCACUUUCUUUUUCUUUAUUGCUUCAAUUGUACUGGCUGCUUUAAAUCACAAAACCGGAGCAGAAAUUGCUGCCGUGAUAUUCGGCUUCUUGGCCACCGCAGUGUACGCGGUGAACACGUUCCUGGCAGCGCAGAAGUGGAGAGUCAGCCUCCGGCAGCAGAGCGCCAACGACUACAUCCGCGCCCGCACAGAGUCCCGAGAUGUGGACGGACGGCCGGAGAUCCAGCGCCUGGACACGUGAGGCCGAGCCAGAGUCCUCCUCCCGCUGUUCCUCGCCCGUCCUUUCAAUCAAGUUUUCCUUCCCUCAUCACGUCAGAUUUUCAUGCGAUUAAGUUGAAUUUUGUCCUCUUUGGUAAAAGUUCAUUUUGGGAAAGGGUUCUCAGAGUGGCCCUGGUGGCAGUGUGUGCGGCAGGGAGCCCCGUGUCCAGCUCUUCGGACAGAGGUGGGCGGGAGAGGCCCAUAGAUCCUCUGGUUUGGCGGCUAGAGGAGCCGCUGGCCUCACUGGCUGUCUUGCCCUCUUUAGGUCUUCACUGUCCCUGAGCACAAGCUUCAGCAUCUGACUGUGAGCCACCCCAUCAUAUGUAUUUGUGACAAGUCAGGACUUUGGAUUAAAGUGGGGGCUGCUAGGAAGGAAAAAAAUCAAGGCGUGGCGGUAUAGGGUGGGAAUGGUAGGUGAGUAGCGAUUCCUGGGUGGCCCCCAAGGUGAGCCCUGGGUCAGCUUUAGUCUCCCUGCCAGGGUCCUCCCCCGCUCCUUGUCUUCCAUGCCUGGGCAUUGAGACACCAGCACUAGAAAGCCAUGUAUGACACUGGGGGCCUUGGUGCUGGGUGUGCUGGUGGAGUUCUUGGCUGGCCGUGGGCUUUAUGGGGAUGGGAAAAAAAGCUGGUGUCCUCGGGACGGCGCCACAGCACUGCUGACCUGCAGGAGGGUUGCUCUUUCCUACCCUGCUGAGAAAUCCCUUGAUGCUUCUUCAAAUGAAUCACCUCCUUGAAUCCCAGACUCUCCCCCAGGAAUGUGGGGACCAUUUUAUUUUCCAGUUUCCGACCUACCUUCAAUACUUUGAGGCUGGACUGCAGAUUUUCUGUCCUUUUACCUUUUCAGGUAAAAGCUAUAAAAGAAACACAGUCCACUCCACCAGCCAGAAUCCUUGCCCAUUUGCUGGCGUCAUGGACCACAGGUGAGGACCCACCUCUCUUUUAGGGGUGUGUGAUUUUCAAAUGCCUGAGAAGAGUUCUAGAGUGACUCUGAGUAGAUCUGUCUAGGAUUUGAAAAUACUUGAAUCUGCACCACGACACACCCUCUCACUGAUGUUGCAGAGGCAACGGCGACCCUGUGCCUCAUGGUCGUAACUAUGAACGUCGGACGAUCCUGGAAGCUGUUGGGGAAAAUACUAGUUACACGAGGUUUUGAACUGACAAUUGGUGAAGUGAAGAUUAUUGUGGUGACUAAGUUAAUUGAGCCCCUGUGAUGCUGUAGGUUUUUUUGAUUUUUUUUUUUUUCUGUUACAGACUAAUUGUAUCUUUUAUGGGAAAAUUGUUUUAACCUGUCAGGUUUUCAAUGCUUUGAACUGUUUUUAAUGUUUACAAACCUCACUCUAGUUCUAAUAUUUUGUGUUUCACCCUCUCCAAGGAAAAAAAGGCUCACUGCUGGUGGGAAGAGUUUAUGUUAAUGUGGAGAGUCCCCAGGAUCUUGUCCUGCUGCAUGUUUACAGCGUCAGCAGUGUAGUAAUGAGAGCGAGCGCGCUCUGUCUGGAGGUGGGGGAGCAGAGCCGGUGUGGGAAAACGUCCUCGCGUGCGCACGUGGCAGCGCGGUCUUCAUAGCAGAGCAGCCUCUGCUUUCCCAGCGCAGGUGGAUUGAAGGGGUGGCCCCGCUCGGCCGGGGAGCCCAUGGGAAAUGGUACCGUGUUGUCCCUGAAGGCGCAGGGUGAGGGGCUGGCUCGGUGAACUGAACAUCCCACACAGUCCAAGUUCUGCUGCACUUCCUUUCCAGGGCAGUGACCCAGGUCAGUGUGCAAGGCCCUGGUCUGCUCAGGGGCUGUGGGUAACUCCCCUUCCCUCUGUCCUGCAGAGGACAGCCAGGCCUGGUCACAGCGGGUCACAUGGAGCCCUCUUCCCAUGGAUGUUGUGAGGCAAUAAAAACCAGUGCCUCACAAACUUUGAACCUAUUAUACGUAGUGAUUUUUGAGGGGAUUUUGACAUCUGGAUUUUAUCUGUUCACUUUAUAUAUUUAUUUUGCAUUUGUUGAGUGUAUAUGCUUAGUCAGAACGGGGCUUACCUCCUUUGGAGAGUUCCAUUUAAAAACAGGGUCACAAAGACUCAGGCUUGCAUUUAAUGGGGCCCACUUGGAAGGACCACCCUGAACUUUAUCAAAAAUCUCCUGCUGGGAAUCAUGUUACUUGGUCUCAAUAAAAAGCCACCUUUGAAGUGUGAUUGAAAAAAGACCAUUCAGGCAGGGUUGUAGCCUGUUUUCCCAAGUCACUCCACUAAGACCAGUUUAUCAUCUGGUAGAAAGGAGCCUGUUGGCCCCCUGAGGAUGUGUUGCCAGCUGCAAGGAGUGGGUCUGAAGCCCAUGGAAGUUGUGAAUGCCGAUAGAUGAUAAAAAGUGGUGACACCUUGUGCCAUAGGCCACUUAGGAAGUAAUUUUCAUUUUAGUAUUAGAAUCCUUGGAAUUAUUUAUGUCCUUGUAACUAUUUAAUGUCCUCUGUGCCAUGAGGCUCUCCCGUUGUUUUCGUAAAUAUGUUUCUUUAUAUUUAAUUAGCUCCCACUACAACCAGAAGAGGCCAGGUGCGAUGCAGAGUCACACAUCAUGUCACCUAUUGGCAGUGUGGUGAGAAAUAGGAAGGAAAUAAUAGUUGUCUAGUGUGAAUGGAAAAACACCUGUGUUUUCCUUAUGUUAUCUCUGUGUGCAAACAAGACGUUGUAGAUUUGGGGGGCUUAAAAGGGCUCUUUUUUUUUUUUUCCUCCCCAAAUUGAAGGAAGCAUAUUUUUGCAUUUAAUAGUUUCAGUCUGAACCAAAGUCGCUUUGGUUUGGGGUAUUUUUAAGGCUGAGGCAGUCUUAGUGUUUCUUAAUUUUCUGGUCGGAUGAUAUUGGCUUUCACAGUUGGUGCCAAACUUGUGUACGUUUGAAUUUGUUCCUGGAGGCUGGAUGGUUGAAACCCUCAAGUAUUUGAUGGGACCUCUGGUGGUUUUAGAUGGAUGCAAACACUGACGUCUUCAGAGAAAGUUUAUCUUGGCACCAGUGUGGUCGAUGUGGUAUUUUUUUUCCCCUCUAAUCCUCCCUUAUCCUCCCCUCACGCUGCUGAAAGCAUGGGGGGAAGUACCUUUGCCCUUUUCUCCCUUCAUACAGCGAGAUUACAGUCCUGAGCGCCUAAAGAUCCUUGACGGCUCCAUAUGAAGCCGGGGAAGGACAACAGCAGAUUACAGAUUUAAGCUUCCUGACAGUAGUUUGAUUUAAAGUGAAGAAAAUAAACUUUCACUCUGUGCAGCAGCAGCAAUCUUCCACGAGUGAUUACCUUUGCACAGAAAGGCAAGCGUGUAGUAGCCUGCCCAGUCCAGGAUCCAUGUCUUGACUGGCAACUUGAACCAACCUGCCAGGGUGCAUGGAGCCCAGCCUGGCCACGGGGAAGCCGAGGACCCAGCCUGGCUCUGAGGGUUCAGCUCUAGGAGGUGGAUGCCAGCCCCAGCCUUUUGAACACCGUCACUGUCCCUUAGCAGGAAGGCUCAUUCCCAUGGGCAGGCGUGGAGUGUAUCUGACCUCCACCCUGGGCCAGAUGCUUGGGGAGAGAGCUUUGUGACUCAGCUGAAAACAUUCCUACUCUUUUUUUUUUUUUUUGUCUUUUUAGGGCCACACCCAAGGCAUAUGGAG
Messenger RNA from Phacochoerus africanus (Common warthog), 4432 nucleotides. RefSeq names its product CKLF like MARVEL transmembrane domain containing 4 (gene CMTM4). The record is from RefSeq and is a predicted model, not a curated record. Lineage: Eukaryota; Metazoa; Chordata; Mammalia; Artiodactyla; Suidae. Bases 185 to 811 code for a protein of 208 amino acids. Gene Ontology annotation, cellular component: membrane. The transcript has 4 exons.